Molecule: messenger RNA, 1740 nt
Organism: Yarrowia lipolytica CLIB122
Lineage: Eukaryota; Fungi; Ascomycota; Dipodascomycetes; Dipodascales
Biological process (GO): transmembrane transport
Cellular component (GO): membrane
Molecular function (GO): transmembrane transporter activity
Source: RefSeq, a predicted model, not a curated record
AUGUGGCUGCUGUUGAUCCAGUUCUUCACCAGUGGCUCGUUUAUUGUAUAUAGCGGCAGAUUUCUGUCGAUUUCGCUACCCAAAAUGCUCGAAAAUCUCAGAAAAUUCUCUUUUCUGCCGCCAGUCAAAGAACCCUCGGCCAAAGUGUACCAAGCUGUGCUUCAAAAGUACCCGAAAUACCGAGAAGAAGAGAAAGAACAGACGUUGGAAUACAGAGACGAGGCAAAGCGAUCCAAAUGGGCCUUCUUCGACGAGUACGAGUACAGACAGACGCCAGUCAAGUCUCUAAAACGGUUUGGAUGGUUUGAUCCCGAAGAUACGCCUGCUGAACGACGUCUGAUUCUCAAGUUGGACGUGAUUCUCACAGCAUUCUGCUUCGUAGUCUACUGGAUCAAGUACCUGGAUCAAUCCAACAUCAACAAUGCCUAUGUUUCUGGUAUGAAAGAAGAUCUCGAUUUCAAAGGUAAUGAUCUGGUGACAACUCAAGCCAUGUACUCGGCAGGGGCCAUCAUCUUCCAGCUACCAUUCCUUUACAUCAUUCCCAAGUUUCCCAACAACUACAUUUUGCCGGUUAUGGACUUUGGUUGGGGUCUAAUGACUCUACUGCUUUACAAAGCCAAGAGUCCAGGUGGAGUGCAAGCGCUGAGGUUUUUUGUGGGGGCUUUUGAGGCCGCAUGGUAUCCGCUGAUGCACUAUAUGCUCGGAUCCUGGCUCAAGCCGAGGGAAAUCAACCGGCGAGCAGGUUUUGUUUACUGUGCUCAGUUUCUUGGAACCACAACUUCGGGUCUUUUGGCAGCAGCUGCAACCACUCAUUUGCACGAGUAUCUGGGCCACAAGGGCUGGCAAUGGCUGUUCAUUUUGGACGGCAUCAUUACGCUUCCCGUGGGUCUUCUGGGAAUCUGGAUUCUCCCCGGCACUCCUCAUAGAUGCACCUCCAUCUUCCUGACCGAAGAGGAAAUCGUGCUGGCUAGAGAACGACUGAGAAGAGGGCCCAAUGAUACCCACCAGCUGCAACUGUUUGACAAACAGCUGUGGAAAAACAUUCUCAACUCUUGGAAGCUGUGGAUCCCCCUGGCAACAGGUAUCGCCUUUUGGUGCUGCUGCCAGAUUCCAUCCAGUGGAGCCUUCAUUCUGUGGCUACACUCUCUGGGUCGGUACAACUCGGCCCAGGUCAACAACAUGUCAACUAUUGCCCCCGCUUUGGGCAUUGCUUGGGUCGCUAUAGUUGUCACAAUUGCCGACUAUGGCAACCGCUGGAUGGCCAUUGUUUUUGCCGAGCUGUGGGUCAUCAUUGGAGCGGUGAUUCUGGCGGUGUGGUACGUUCCCGAGUCCGCCAAAUGGCUAGCCUGGUGCACGUCGUACUUUGCCCUGAGUAUGUUGGCCUCGCUGUAUUCCUGGAUCAACGACAUUUGUCGUCAUAAUGCCCAGGAACGGGCCAUAAUAUUGCUGCUGGUCAACACAGUGGCGCAGACCUGUCAGACUUGGACUUCGGUGCUGGUUUUCAAGACGGUGGAGUCGCCCAGGUUCCUCAAGGGCUACUGCUUCUGUGCCGCCUUCUCCCUCAUUCUUGUGGGUAUGGUUUUUGUCAUGCUCUUCUUCUACAAGAGACAGGAGCGGAAGGAUGCCAGACUGAACGGUAUUGUCCUGUAUAAUUCGACUCUUGUUGAGUCUAUGGACACGGCAGAGGUCUCUGAGAGUGAUGGUAAGACCGAUUUCAAGGUAGAUAAGUAUAGUAUUUAG